AUGAGUUUUGUUUCAGUUAUUGAGAAACGAAUCAAAAAACUACAAAAUUUUUUGAAAAAGGCAUUCUUAAAUCAUUCAAACCAAAUUAUUAAGAACGUAUAUUAUAGACACUUAAUCAGAGAUUUGAACUAUGAGGGGAAGAGAUAUAAUAGUGUUAUUUUAAGAAAGACAUUCAAAAUGUGGAAAAUUAUAUAUUCAUAAAUUAAUAUAUUUUAUAAUUGUUCGAAAUAUUAUAUACACGAAAUUAUAAUAGAUAAAGAACUUGAAAACAGGACUAAUUCAAACAAGGUAAUAAACACUAAUAUCUAUUUUUAAAGCUAUUUGGUAGAUGUGGGAGUAGAGAGUAAUAUAUUAAUUUGAUUAAUAUAUAAACGAGAAUGAAAUUAUUUUAUUUUUUAUAAUAAACCCGAAAUGGAAAAUUACUAAUGUCCCCAGGUCCUAAUACUUUUGAUUAUAGCCUAAUGAAGGAAAAUGCAUAUUUGGUUAAGCUGGGCUAGGGAUGUCAGAAUCAAACUUUCAGAUUGCUAAAAACGACUCAAAUGUGGCAAAGCAUAUAAAAUUCAUUACUGCGAAUUGCUUUGUGA
Paramecium octaurelia is the source of this 584-nucleotide messenger RNA. Lineage: Eukaryota; Ciliophora; Oligohymenophorea; Peniculida; Parameciidae. The record is from the annotation of a GenBank genome assembly.